AUGACCGUCGUCUGGACAGUGGCCCCCGACGCUCAGCUCUAUGCUGAUGCUCCAUCACGGUUGUGGGUUUGGUGGCACAGCGUCGUGGCGUGUUCGCACGCGGUAUCCGAUCCGUACGUACUGCUGUUUACGAAGCGCACGGAGGCUGCGCGGCAAAACCACAUGGCAAUAACGUCGGAGGGGUUUUGCCAUGUCGCUGCGACCCCCUUUGCCCACAAAUUGAAGUUGGCCGUCGACGACAACAAGAACAAGAACAAGUGCCGCAAUGACUUGCGCUAG
Molecule: messenger RNA, 279 nt
Organism: Colletotrichum higginsianum IMI 349063
Lineage: Eukaryota; Fungi; Ascomycota; Sordariomycetes; Glomerellales; Glomerellaceae
Exons: 2
Coding region: 1-279 (92 amino acids)
Source: RefSeq, a predicted model, not a curated record